ACCCGACUACAUUCUCUAACAGAGCGAUCUAAACAACGCUAGAUAACGUUCAUCUGAGAUACUCUCUCUAUUUAUAUUCACAUUCAAACACGAAAGCGUCGGAAAGUUACUAAAAACUACCAUCCAAGUAACCAGUAUUGUGUAAAGCCCUUGAUUUCAAACCGAAUUAUCAAUUAUACUCGGUUAAGAAAUCUGAACCAAGGUUAAAUUUCAUCACGAUGGACGCAACAAUGGAAAACAAGAUGGGACUCCCGCCUCCAUAUGAGCCGACAGCCCCGAACCCGGCGCCACCGCCCUCCUAUUUCGGCGACAACCCGCCGCCGCCGGCAGGGCUAGCGGUGCCUGCGGUGCCACCGCGCACCACCGUCAUCACGAGUGUCACGACGCCCGCGACGCCCUCCGACCGCCCCAUCAAGCUAGGCCCCGGGCCCACUGGUGCUUCGUGCCCGACUUGCCAUAAGUCUAUUGUGACCCGUGUAGACUUCGUGCCGAACACUCGUACUCAUAUAGUAUCUGCUGCGCUUUGUGUUCUAGCCGGAUGCUGUUGCGGUUGCUUCGUGCCGUACUGCAUGCGCUCCUGCAAAUCCGCCAAUCACUACUGCCCCGCAUGUAAAGCCUACAUCGGAACGUAUCAGCAUUCCUGAAUUGCUACUGCUGCUAACCAACAAGUCGGAAUGUUACAACUUCAACUUUAUGGUGUUCCAAAGAAAUAUGAAAGGCGCAUCCGAAAACCACAAGAAAGAACUAAGGGCCGGUUUUUUAAGCUAAUUUUGCAUCAAUUUUCAUAGAAAUAUGAUACGCUGCCACAUAUUAAUUCAUUUGCAGUCGCACAGCGAUGUAGGUACUUCAAUUGUAUUAUGCUAGUGGUGUCUUUAAAAAACCGGCCAAGAGCGUGUCGGGCCACGCUCAGUGUAGGGUUCCGUAGUUUUCCGUAUUUUUCUCAAAAACUACUAAACCUAUUAAGUUCAAAACAAUUUUCCUA
Leguminivora glycinivorella is the source of this 982-nucleotide messenger RNA. Its product is annotated as LITAF domain-containing protein-like. Gene Ontology annotation, molecular function: zinc ion binding. The record is from RefSeq and is a predicted model, not a curated record. NCBI's taxonomy places the organism in Eukaryota, Metazoa, Arthropoda, Insecta, Lepidoptera, Tortricidae. The transcript has 3 exons. The coding region runs from base 219 to 644 and encodes 141 amino acids.